GGUCAGCCAUGAUACAGCUGGAACAGAGAGGGUUAAGCGGCUUGCCCAACAGUGGCAGCAUGGCUGGGGCUUGAACCCCCGAUCAGUAACCCAGAGCCUUAACCACUAAGCCACCACUGCCCCUAUGGCUAACACUAUGGGAAUUCUGUCCCUGUGGUGGAAUCCCAACCCUGCCAAAAUAAUAACUAAAUAAAUAAAUGAAUCUACAAAGAAAUGUAAAAAAGCAAAAGGAAAUGAGCAUUUACUCUUUUAUUUCCUUAUUUAUGUAUUAUUGUAUUUUCCCCACAUUUAUUUAUUCAUUCAUUUAUUUAUUCAUACAUACAGUGGGGGAAAUAAGUAUUGAACACGUCAAAAAAAAUUUCAGUAAAUAUAUUUCCAAUGAGGUUACUCACAUGAAAUUUUCACCAGACAUCAGUAUUAACUCAAGAAAUCCGGAAAUAUAAAGAAUUCACAACAUUAAAGUCCAUGAAUGACGUUGUGUAAUAAAGAGGAAUGACACGGGAAAAAAAGUAUUGAACACACUAACUGAAAUGUAUUUAAUACUUAGUGGAGAAGCCUUUGUUUGUAAUGACAGCUUCAAGACGCUUCCUGUAUGAAGAAAUUAAUGUGCCACAGUAUUCAGGUGUCACGAUUUCCUCUCGCACAACGCUGGAGCAUGCUGCACGCUUCCGGGUUUGUCAGUGACACUGACUUUCUUUACUUUUGACACGUGUGUUUUGUUGUGAUUUUUGUUCUGUCUCCGCCCUUGUAUCGUCAUUGGUUGUUUCCCUUAUGUGCAAUCAUUGUUCUUAGCUGUUUUGUGUUUCACCCCGAUUACAUUCGUUAUUUAAAGCCUUUGUGUAUCUAUGUACGGAGCGAAGUGCCAAGCCGUGGUUCGUGGGUUUUGAGCUUGCAUCUCGUUUCUCAUUUUGUGGUUUGCCGUGCCUAGUUUAUGCCCAUUUGCCGAUCGCCCAACCCAUUGCAUGUUUUUGACCAUGCUACUGUCUCACGUUUUGGAUUUGUAUGUCUAUCUCUACUCCAAUAAAGCUCUUAUCUGCAAUUGCAUCCAUUCUGACCUCCACAACAUUCCGUUACAUGACAUCAGGUGUGAUUUUGGCCCAUUCUUCUAAACAUAUUGUCUUUAAAUCUUGCUCAAUUGGAUUCAAGUCAGAUGAUUGACUGGGCCAUUCUAACACCUUGAUUUUUUUUCUCUGAAACCAAUUGAGAGUUUCCUUUGCUGUAUGCUUUGGAUCGUUGUCCUGCUGGAAGUCCACCCACGUCUCAUCUUCAUCAUCCUGGUGGAUGGCAGCAGAUUCUUCUCAAGAAUCUCCUGGUAAAGGGCUCCAUUCAUCGUUCCUUCAGUUAUAUGAAGUCUGCCAGUACUAUGUGAUGAAAAACAGCCCCACACCAUGAUGCUUCUAUCUCCAAACUUCACUGUUGGUGUAGUGUUUUUAGGGUGAUGUGCACCGCUAUUUUAUUCUCCAAACAUGGUGUGUAGUAUGACAACCAAAAAGUUAAAUUUUGCUCUCGUCUGACCAGACUACACUCUCCCAGUAUUUCAUAGGCCUGUCCAAAUGAGUUGUAGCAAACUUUAAACAAGCUUCAACAUGCCUUUUCUUUAAUUAUGGAGUCUUGCAGGUGAGCGUGAACAGUGGAGUGCAUUGCCUAUUGUUUUCUCUGUGACGAUGGUACCUGCUGCUUCCAAGUGUUUCUGGAGCUCUUUCUGAGUGGUCCUUGGCUCUUGGGCUACUCUUCUGACUAUUCUUCUGACUCCCUGGUCAGAAAUCUUGCGAGGAGCUCCUGUGCUUGGCCGGUUGAUGACGAAGUGAUGUUGCUUCCACUUGUGGAUAACGGCCCCAAUAGUGCUUACUGGAGGAUUCAGAAGUUUUGAAAUACGUCUGUAUCCUAUUCCAUCAAUAUGUUUCACAUCAAUAAGGUUGUUAAGGUCUUGGGAGAGCUCUUUGCAUUUACCCAUCAUGAGAUGUUUCUUGUGUGACACAAGGUGGUUACAAAAAGCCUUUUUAAUAGACCAUCAAUUUACUAACCCAGCUGUUAUUAAUUUGCACAGAUAGGGCGUAUACUUACUUUCUAAAUACUUAUGGAUUUCAGUUGGUUCCUUGCCUUACCUUACCUUGGAGAACUGCUUUCUGUCAUGACUUGAGGGUUGAGACAGAUCCAGGUGCAGAAUUUAAGGUUUUAAUAAAUAAGCAAACAAAAUACAAAAGACACUAUGACUAUGAAAACAUUGUGGCAAGACAAAACAGAAACUAAAGAACAUAAACACGGCAACAGAGACAAAGGCAUAGAAAGACUAACGUGAGACAAAGAAAGCAGUGCAAACAGUGGCUAUAUACAUGAGUGCUCAUUAACAAGAAAGUGAUUCAGGUGCAGGUGGUCAUUUGACUGAUGAGUAAGGUGCAGUGGCUGCUGGGAACUGAAGUCCAGAGUUCCUUCUCUGAUACAUGACACUUUUUCUUAACAUGUUCAAUACUUUUUUCUUGUGUCAUUUCACUUUAUUUCACAUAACUUCAUUUAUGGACUUUAAUGUUGUGAAUUUUUUUAUAUUUCCAGAUUUCAUGACCCAUCUGCUGCAUUUCCUUUUGUCAUACCACAAGCUCUCACUGUGGCCUCAGAGCUUCGCCCUUGCCCCUGCCAGCACUCUGAUCAUGAUUGUUAUGUGUGAAAUAAAACAUGCCCCCCCAUUACUGCGCAUGCUUUACUUCGGCUACAGUAUGUUCUCCUGUACUCAUUCAUUUCUGCUGGUUCUUCUGGUGAUCACCUGCUUUCAUUCCUACACAGCAGGCAACGAUGAAUUCAUGACCCAGUUUUGUUUAAACAUGGAUACAGCUGAACACAUGGAUUCCUCAACAGUGCAAGGUAGAAAAAAUUCUACACACGUCUCUUAUUUAGCUACAAAGAGUCCAGUUCAGCAGGAUUACACAGAAGAACAACUACACACAGUGACAUCACAUGGAAUCGCAAAUGAUUCACAACAGCUCCGGGAAGCUCAGGAGGACCCAGACCCCAUCAGGGAAGGUCAGGAGGACCCACACCCCAUCACGGAAGCUCAGGAGGACCCACACCCCAUCAGGGAAGGUCAGGAGGACACACACCCCAUCAGGGAAGGUCAGGAGGACCCACACCCCAUCACGGAAGGUCAGGAGGACCCACACCCCAUCACGGAAGGUCAGGAGGACCCACACCCCAUCACGGAAGCUCAGGAGGACCAACACCCCGUCAGGAAAGUUCAAGAGGACCCACACCCCUUCAGGAAAGGUCAGAAGGACCCUCACCCCGUCAGGAAAGUUCAGGAGGACCCACACACCUUCAGGGAAGGUCAGGAGAAGGAGAUGUUUCAUGAUCUAGGAUUCUUCAUUCAGGUCACGAAAUCAGUUGAAGAAAUCUUAAUGUGCGUAAGAUGUCUAAUGGCCAGAAAUACCAUUUACUCAUUUGUGUGUGUGUGUGUGUGUGUGUGUGUGUGAAAUAUUUUCACUGCAUCAAAAGGCGUGCUCGUUAAGAUACCAGCAGACAAAAGCUAAUCCAGCACAAAUGAAUGCAUAAAAAGGUCACCAAAAUGCAGUACUUGAAUCUCAUAAUUAAAUACUUAAUGAGGGGAAAAAAUGCAAAAAGCUCCACUUUUUGAAAGCAAGAACCCCCCCUUCCACUAGGAUGGCUAUGGGAUUGAUUUACCUGCAAUCGCAAGUUUUUUUCCUUUGGAUUUAGAAUUUUUUUUUUUUGAGAAUUAAUGAGUUUGCAUGCAGAAAGUUAAGAAAGAUGUUCUACUAAAGGUAAGACUUAUUUCUGGGCAAACAUGUGACGUUAUUGAUUUGGUAUUUGUUUUCUCUUUUGACUGGUUGCUCAGUUAAUAAAGUCAGUGUAUGUUUUUUGCUGUGUGUCUCUGUAGUACUGAAUUCAGCUGUUGAUAUAGUACAUUUUUGUGUGGUGAGCCUGUAUUAUUGCUAUUAUGGGGGUCAAGGUGGUGGGGAAGUUGGUGGUGAUGGUGGUAGCUUAUUGGCUAAAGCAUUAGCCUGCUGAGGUCAUGAGUUCAGAUCCCAGCAUUAAUCCUCCAACAGAUCAGUUUUAUGAAUGUAAAAUGUAAUGUUCCUUCACUGUAGGUCACAUUGGAUAAGGGGGUCUGCUAAAUGCUCUAAAUGUAAAUUGGUAUAGUGAGAAGUUUUUGACUCACAUGGCUAAAGUCAGUGCUUAAUUUGUAAACCUGCAGGUCCUGGAACACUAAGAGGGUAGUGAUCCGGCAGGCCAGGAGGCACAUGAAAGGUCACAGUCCUCGAAAUUACAGAUAUGUUAAAACUUCUAGAAUCUCAUGUAGCCAAAGAUAUUCAGUGCUGAUAAGUAGGAAUAUGUAAUUGAUCACACUGGUACAGCAACAUAAUCUCCGGAAGGAACUAGAGACUUAAAUUCCCAGCAGCCACUGCACAUCUGCAUCACGGUCACAUGACCACCCACACCUUGGUUAACGAGCACCUGUAUGUAUUUAGUCACUGUUUGUACAGCACUAGGUGUCUGGCUUUGAUCAUUUCAUGCUGUCAUGUUUUGCUCUCCUGUUUUCUUGGUCUUGGCACGACACAACCCCCCACAUUUCAAAAUCUAGGUUUUGUCCCCCAACUUUUUCCUAAUCUCAACUUUUAUUUCACAUUGCCUGCCUGUCUUAAUGAUUUCUGAGUUGGACCGUCUCUAAAUGAGUCUAUUUUGCAACUUUUAUAUUCAAUAAUAAAAAUAAAUAACCUUUCACUAUAAUAAGUGCAGGGGUCAGACUCGAGUAGCUAGGGGUCGCUGAACCGUUUGCCUGUUGCCAAGCUUGACGAGAGCAAAGUGUCUGUCACUGUAAGGUUACACACAAAACCUGGUAUUGAUUUUCAGAGAGGUGGCUUCUCUUACACAAUGAAAUCAGAAUGGAUUCAUUAGGAGAUGACUUGAAUAUUUCGUUACCAUCAGUGGAAAAAAACCUCACGUCCUGAAAUGAGGGCGGUUACGACACAGCAUUCAGACUCUCUUGAGCACACUAACGUAUAGAUGAAAGAUUUACCACUUUGUAUUUGAGGUAGGAUAUCGUAGUUAUUUCAGCCCAUGACACUGAUUAUUGUUUACUGGUUUUGAUCGACAAUUUAGUUGUCGAAAUAAUUAUAUUGCCUGUGAAAGUUUGCAAGCAAGCUAGCACACCAAAAUUGUGUGUAUGUGCCAUUGCUACGUGUCCAUAAACGACGUUAGUCAGAAUGUUCACACAGAGAUGAGUAUUCUACAAUAUUUUAAGAGGAAGAGGAGGCUUAACAGCAGUGCAUAGGAGUAGAAAAGACUGAGGAGGACGAGUUUGCAAGUUGUAUGGAUAGCUACUAGGUUUCCAGCUAGUUCAUGUCACACUGUGUUGGAUGUUUGGGACGGGGCGCUAUCGUGGUAGGAUCGCUCCCACUGUUGGUGAGUUGGACCUAUGAGUUGGAGACUGUAUGUUUUCAUUUUCUGUCAUGAUUCUGGAAAACAUAGUAAGGCUGUUACGGUACCGCUGGCAGAUGGCGCUCUGGCGACAGCAUGCACGAGCGGCUUCAGAGCGCGCACGUGCUUGAAACUCCCAUGGACUCUAAAGCUGGGUUAAGUGUCACCAGCUGCCGGCGAUCAAUGGACUGUUUACUUAAACCCCUCGCCUUGCUGCGCACAUCGCGCGGCAUUAACCUGAACUGAAUUAACAUAAUCUAAUCUAAACUAAGCUGAGGAGUUGCAGUAAAGCAACGCCAAGCAAAGUAAAGAGGAGAAAGGACUAACAGAGCAGACGACGGAAUGUAUAAUGGUGCCAGGUUGUGAUAUUGCCAUGCUCUGUCUGUCUUCCUGUUCCUUAGUUGAUACCCUGACGUAGUUGAGUGCUUGUAUCCUGUUCCAGUUAACUGAGACGUUCCUGUUCUAGUUUAACGAGAUGUUUCUGCUUUAGUUAUAUGAAGUGUUCACGCUCUAGGUAUAUGUGUUUCUGUCAUUUGUUAGAGGAUUGUUUCAUGCCUUGUUUAUAGUUGAAGGAGGACUGGUUGAGUUAGUGUUACGUUUAGUUCUGGUUUCCUGCCUCCUCGUAUGUUUAUUGAAGUGGCACAAUAAAGACUGCUCUCCUGCACUUACUUCCUGUCUCCAUGCCCCUUUCGUAACAAGGGCAGUGCUGCUUUAUCAAGAACUGCUGCAGUAGGUCACCCUGUCAUCCAGUGAGAAAACUGGACAAUGGAGUGUUUUUGCUGUAGCAAAAUAUCCUCCAGCUCAUACUCAUAACUUCAACUCGCCAUCAGAAACAGU
Messenger RNA from Ictalurus furcatus (blue catfish), 6261 nucleotides. RefSeq lists its product as uncharacterized. The transcript has 4 exons. The coding region runs from base 2442 to 3461 and encodes 339 amino acids. The record is from RefSeq and is a predicted model, not a curated record. Lineage: Eukaryota; Metazoa; Chordata; Actinopteri; Siluriformes; Ictaluridae.